AUGCUAUCAAACUUAUAUAAGUGGAAAGCUAAAUUGAGAAGAGCAGUAAAAUAGUAUAGGAAAUUUAGGUUUCUUAAUUAAAGGAAAAAAUCUAAUAAGAUAACUAAACGAAAGCAUCAUUUUUAGAAUAAUAUAUUUCCAUAAAAAGGCUAAAGAAAUAAACAUAUAAAACAUUUUCUAUCAAAAUCAAUUAGACCUUAGGGCAUUAAAAUGAUGUUUCUACCAUUUAUUUGCCUUAAUUAGAAAUUUAAUAUCGCAUAUAUUGGAGAAGUGUAUAAAAAAGACUAAAUUUGUUUCACUUAAAUAAAUUUAAACCUUGCCUAGAUUCAUGCAUUUGGAUAAAAUGGAAAAUGAUUAGGUGCCAUAACUUCAGAAAAAAUUCUUAUAGAUUAAAAAAAUUAAUAUUUUUUAUGAAGUUAAAAUUGGGUUCAAAGAUGUUGAUUAUAUUUAUUAAAAAGUACCUUUCAAAUCCUUCAAAUAAAAAAAGGAAAUUUAGUUAUUCUUUGUAAUGGAAGCUAUAGUUUUUAAAAAACUGA
Paramecium sonneborni is the source of this 536-nucleotide messenger RNA. The record is from the annotation of a GenBank genome assembly. NCBI's taxonomy places the organism in Eukaryota, Ciliophora, Oligohymenophorea, Peniculida, Parameciidae.